Ipomoea triloba (trilobed morning glory) is the source of this 5020-nucleotide messenger RNA. Its product is annotated as receptor-like protein kinase. Bases 603 to 3929 code for a protein of 1108 amino acids. NCBI's taxonomy places the organism in Eukaryota, Viridiplantae, Streptophyta, Magnoliopsida, Solanales, Convolvulaceae. Gene Ontology annotation, molecular function: protein kinase activity; protein binding; ATP binding. Gene Ontology annotation, biological process: protein phosphorylation; hormone-mediated signaling pathway. Gene Ontology annotation, cellular component: plasma membrane. The transcript has 4 exons. The record is from RefSeq and is a predicted model, not a curated record.
ACUGCAAAACGAAAGAACAAUUUCUAAUCUUCUUCCUUCACCGCAUCAAGUCCCGUUCACACUUCCCACUCCCAUGAUUCCAAGAAUCAUCCAACAAAAAUGUUCUGAAGCUCAGAGCUUUAUAUUCUUCUUGAUCAGGGUAACCUUGCCCACUGUCUAGUUUCUUCCCUAUUAUUCAUUCCCCCUUCUGCUUUUCACUAAAAAUUGAGUCUUGAUGUUUGUUCCUUGUAAUCUCUAUUCUCUAAUGUAGUCUUGAAGUGAAGCUUUUGAUACCCCUUUGGUAUUAUUCUUGAUUUUCAAUAAUUGAAUCUUUUGCAGAUGCUUAUUUUGCUUCCUUCUGGUAAUCUUCAACCUCAAAGUUGAGUCUUUUCACAAAUUUUUUUUUUACUCUUUUUGGUUGUCUGCAUCCUCUGGGUAGUCAGUACUAAUAUGAAAAUUGCUGUGAUCACAUUCUUCUUGUUUUUGCACUCCACUUCAUCAAUCUUUGCUGCUUUUGCUUAUUUUGUUUCCUUCUGGUAAUCUGCAACCUCAAAGUUGAGUAUUUUCACAGAAAUUUACUCUUUUUGGUAGUCUUGCACCCUCUGGGGGUAGUCAGUACUAACAUGAAGGUUGCUGUGAACACAUUCUUGCUGUUUUUGUGCUCCACUUCAUCAAUCUAUGCUGCUUUUGCUUUGAAUUCUGAUGGAGCAGCUCUGCUCUCACUCACUAGACAUUGGACUUCAAUCCCUUCUGACAUAGCCCAGAGCUGGAAUGCUUCAGACUCCACUCCUUGUUCAUGGCUGGGAGUAGAAUGUGACAGGAGACAAUUUGUUGUUACUCUGAACCUCUCCUCCUAUGGAAUCUCAGGCGAAUUCGGGCCCGAAAUCUCACAUUUGAAGCAUUUGAGGAAGGUUGUUCUCAGUGACAAUGGUUUCUUUGGCUCAAUUCCUUCCCACCUAGCCAAUUGCAGUCUUCUUGACUACAUAGAUCUGUCCUCCAACAGCUUUACUGGUAAUAUCCCUGACACCCUUGGAGCUUUGCAGAAUUUAAGGUUCUUAAGCCUGUUCUAUAAUUCUCUGAUUGGCCCAUUUCCUGAGUCUUUACUUUCAGUUCCACAUUUAGAAACUGUUUAUUUCACUGGCAAUAGUCUCAAUGGUUCAAUCCCUUCAAAUAUUGGAAACAUGAGUGAGCUUACAAUUCUGUGGCUUGGUGAUAAUCAAUUCUCAGGGCCAGUGCCUUCAUCCUUAGGAAACAUUACCACCCUGCAAGAACUUUAUUUGGAUAAUAACAAUCUUGUUGGAACCUUGCCUGUCACUUUAAAUAAUCUCGAGCACCUUGUGUACUUAGAUGUAAGCAAUAACAGUUUAGUGGGAGCCAUUCCUUUGGACUUUGUUAGUUGCAAACAGAUUGACACGAUUAGCUUGUCCAACAACCAAUUCACGGGAGGACUCCCGCCUGGGUUGGGAAAUUGCACUAGCUUAAGGGAAUUCGGUGCCUUUGCUUGUGCCUUGAGUGGUCCUAUACCUUCCUGUUUUGGCCAACUCACUAAGUUAGAAACUCUUUACCUUUCUAGAAACCGUUUUUCGGGUAGAAUACCACCUGAGCUAGGCAAGUGCAAGUCCAUGAUUGAUUUGCAACUACAACAAAAUCAACUCGAGGGUGAAAUUCCGGGUGAACUAGGGAUGCUAAGUCAAUUGCAAUCUCUCCAUCUAUUUACCAACAAUUUAUCUGGUGAAGUUCCACUCAGCAUUUGGAAAAUUCAAAGCCUCCAAAGUCUUCAGUUGUACCAAAACAAUCUUUCCGGGGAGCUACCUGUUGAUAUGACCGAGCUAAAGCAACUAGUGAGCCUUGCCUUAUAUGAAAACCAUUUUUCUGGAGUUAUUCCUCAUGGUUUGGGGACUAACAGCAGUUUAGAGGUGCUAGAUUUGACCAGAAACAUGUUCACAGGUCAUAUUCCACCGAACCUAUGCUCCCAAAAGAAACUGAAGAGACUGCUCUUGGGUUAUAACUAUCUGGAAGGUAGUGUUCCUUCUGAUUUGGGGGGCUGUUCCACUUUGGAAAGGCUAAUUCUCAAAGAGAAUAACCUCACAGGUGGCCUCCCAUAUUUUGUUGAGAAGCAAAAUCUUCUGUUCUUUGAUCUUAGUGGCAAUAGCUUCACUGGACCGAUACCUCCAAGCUUAGGAAACCUAAAAAAUGUUACUGCCAUUUACUUGUCAUCGAAUCAGCUCUCAGGGAGUAUACCACCCGAGCUUGGUAGCCUUGUGAAACUUGAAAAUUUGAACCUUUCUCACAACAUCCUUAAAGGUGUACUUCCAUCAGAACUGUCGAACUGUCAUAAACUGUCACAACUUGAUGUGAGUCACAAUUUGUUGAAUGGCUCUAUUCCAUCCACUUUUGGAAGCUUGACAGAACUGUCCAAAUUGAGUCUCAGAGAGAACAGUUUCUCAGGAGGUAUUCCAACUUCAUUGUUCCAAUCCAAUAAGCUCUUAGAUCUGCAGCUCGGUGGAAAUUUACUAGCUGGAGAUAUUCCACCGGUGGGAGCAUUGCAAGCGCUGAGGUCAUUAAAUUUGAGCAGUAACAAACUGAAUGGUCAACUCCCUAUAGAUCUAGGGAAACUAAAGAUGCUAGAGGAAUUGGAUGUAUCUCACAACAAUCUGUCUGGUACGUUGAGAGUUCUUUCUACAAUCCAAUCAUUGACAUUCAUCAACAUUUCUCACAAUCUGUUUUCUGGUCCUGUACCACCUUCAUUGACAAAGUUCUUGAACUCAUCUCCCGCUUCAUUUCUCGGGAACUCUGACCUUUGUAUUAACUGCCCUGCUGAUGGCUUAGCUUGCCCGGAGAGCAGCAUUUUGCGAUCAUGUAAUAUGCAAUCCAACACUGGGAAGGGUGGCCUUAGUACUUUGGGAAUAGCAAUGAUAGUUCUUGGGGCAUUGUUAUUUAUCAUUUGUCUAUUCCUUUUUUCUGCUUGCCUGUUUCUACAUUGCAAAAAAUCAGUACAAGAAAUAGCAAUUUCUGCUCAAGAGGGUGAUGGUUCCUUGCUCAAUAAAGUAUUGGAAGCUACAGAGAAUCUAAACGAUAAGUAUAUUAUUGGGAAGGGAGCACAUGGAACAAUAUACAAGGCCACAUUGAGUCCAGAUAAAGUGUAUGCUGUGAAAAAGCUUGUGUUUACUGGGAUCAAGAAUGGAAGUGUAAGCAUGGUUCGGGAAAUUGAAACGAUUGGGAAAGUCAAGCACCGGAAUCUUAUUAAGCUGGAAGAGUUUUGGCUGAGAAAGGAGUAUGGACUAAUUCUAUACACUUAUAUGGAAAAUGGCAGCCUUCAUGAUAUCCUCCAUGAGACAAAUCCUCCUCAGCCGUUAGAUUGGAGCACACGUCAUAAUAUUGCUGUAGGGACUGCCCAUGGACUUGCGUAUCUCCAUUUUGACUGUGAUCCUGCCAUUGUGCAUCGGGAUAUUAAACCGAUGAAUAUCCUGUUGGACUCUGAUCUCGAGCCUCACAUUUCAGACUUCGGCAUUGCCAAGCUUCUGGAUCAGUCUGCUAAUUCAAUCCCGUCCAACACAGUUCAAGGGACAAUCGGCUAUAUGGCUCCAGAAAAUGCAUUCACUACUGUGAAGAGCAGAGAGUCAGAUGUAUACAGUUAUGGGGUCGUUCUGUUGGAAUUGAUAACUCGUAAGAAGGCCUUGGAUCCUUCAUUCAAUGGUGAGACCGAUAUUGUUGGCUGGGCUAGGUCUGUUUGGACACAAACUCGAGAAAUUCAGAAGAUAGUGGAUCCGAGCCUUUUGGAUGAAUUGAUAGAUUCCAGCGUGAUGGAACGAGUAACUGAAGCGCUUUCACUGGCUUUGAGGUGUGCAGAGAAGGAGGUGGACAAAAGGCCCACAAUGAGAGAUGUAGUGAAGCAACUAACACGCUGGAACAUACGCUCCUACUCGAGUGUUAGAAACAAGUCUAAGUAGAUAUCUUGCAGUCUUUGUAGGCUUGUAGCAAUUAUAGCUCAAAUGUAAUGUGGUGGGUUGCAACUAGCAAGACCUCGACCCACAUUUACCAAUUUAUCUAACAACGGGCUAAUGAUAUCGGGCUGUUAAGCAACCCAGAUAUCGUACUCCCAACAUUCAUGAUUCCAUGUACAAACACUGUUUACAAUUAUAUGUACCAGCUGAUAUACAUAGGAAAAACCUUAUCUAUGUUGUGGCUGAUCAUUAGCAACCUCAUGCUGUGAGCUUGAGUUAGCGUUUCCAGGCUCAUCGGUGUUCCCUUCCAGUGCACAGGGCGAAGAAGGUCUACUGCAGGGAGGAUUUCUGGGCAGAUUGCUCAUUUCAAUGGAGUGUGAAGAAGUAAAUUCACUGUCAUCACCUUCUGGUUCUUGGGGGUCUUUUGCCCUUUCAAGUUUAUGAGAGGAUAAAUCUCUCUGGUCAAAGUGUCUGCCUAUUGCCUGUAUUUUAAGCCAAAUUGUAGUUCUGGAACUCAAAGUUUCUUGAAUGAAAUCUUUGUUCUUGUACACAUAUGUGGCUAUGAAAACCAGGAGGCACAGCCCUGUAACUCCCCCAAAGAUGGCAAACAACACUUUGAAACUCUGCAGAGCCACAACCGUCGAGGCUGAAGUUUUCUCUGGUCCUGUACACACUUCGUCGCUUCUCAGCCACUGUCUUGUGUUAUCCAAAAUGUUGCCUUCUUCUGUUAACUUGAUGAUGGCACGAGAAACGUUGGCCACUAAAGGAGAACCCUUUGGGAAAACCUGGCGAUUUUGACAGAAGUACUUGGAUAGGAAGAGAUUGGAAUAAGGAACCACAUCAAAAAAUGCUGAUAUUCUGGGGAGUUUGCUUCCAUCUGAUAAGGCAUCCUUGUAGUCUUCUGGGUAUCUGUCGCAGCUUCUGAGCUGUUAACAUGGAUGAUAAGCUCGCGGUGUAAGUUGAGUUCAAGAUAAGCACAACAAACAUCCACAACACCACAACCAGCCUGCCCAAGUUGCUCACGAUUCUCUCCCCUACACGAGAUAUAUAUAACCGUUCAUAAGCAACGGGUAUUUCUAAAACAGAAGAUAAAAACC